Salvia splendens (bonfire salvia) is the source of this 1755-nucleotide messenger RNA. RefSeq names its product transmembrane protein 53-A. NCBI's taxonomy places the organism in Eukaryota, Viridiplantae, Streptophyta, Magnoliopsida, Lamiales, Lamiaceae. The transcript is spliced from 4 exons. The coding region runs from base 318 to 1634 and encodes 438 amino acids. The record is from RefSeq and is a predicted model, not a curated record.
UUUGACUGCGCAUUCAACUGUCGACUGCGUGCCUCAAAUUGACAGCCCAUUUCCUAAAUUUCUUCAAUUUUAUAAAACCCUCCCAACAAAAAUCAGGUAAUGCAUCCGACCCUUUUAACAUUUCGCCAUUAAUUCGCUGUUUCCUGCUGUAUUUGGAACCCGAUUUUGUUGUCGACCCCUGUUCUAUUGGAGGCGGAGCUGUUUAAUUUGAUUCAAAGACAUUGCGUUAACCCUUAAUUGUUUGUUUCUUUAGGGUUAUAAACCUUCAAGAUUCUUCUUUUCCCCCUUCUCUAAGUCCGGGAAGUAUUUGUAACAAAAUGAUGGGUUCCUUGUACGGAAUCUUACAAAGGCCGGUUUUUGCUGCGUCUGCUUUCGCAAUUGCCUCUGUCUCAACCGAUUGCUAUGACAAAUUGCUGCCGUCUAAAUCGUCAGACGCUUCUUCUCCCUUGGAACAAUCGAACCCUUCAUGUUCUUCCUUAGAUGAUCCAACUUCAUUGUGGGUGUCGAAAAUUUCUAUUUCUAAGCUAUCCCAACUGUGGUUUGUAGCCGGAAUUCGAGUCCCCGUGCCUAAUUUACACAUGCCAAUCCCCUCUAGUAAUGCUAAUGCUAAUUAUUCUUUGGUGGCAUCGUCCCCGGCCUUACUCAACUUAUACCAGUCAGCCGAUUUGGCAAACUCUGCCAAGCCAGCUGCCUAUACUUAUACCGCCCCAGCAUUGCCAUCGGACGUUUUAUAUCGAUGGCAUUUGCCUGAUCCUAGUGCAAUUGAUGUAUCGGGAGAGUCAGAUUGUUCGCCUGCAAAGUCUAGGACGGUAGCGGUGCUGCUAGGAUGGUUAGGUGCUAAGCAGAGGUACCUCAAGAGAUAUGCUGAUUGGUAUACUUCGCGAGGGUUUCAUGCCAUUACGUUUACGUUUCCCAUGUCGGAGCUGAUUAGGUACCAAGCUGGGGGGAAGGUGGAGCAGGAUGUGGAAUUGCUGGUGAACCAUCUUGCUGAUUGGUUGGAUGAGGAGCCUGGCAAGAAUUUGGUGUUUCACACGUUUAGUAACACGGGUUGGCUCACAUAUGGAGUCAUUUUGGAGAAGUUUCAGAGUAAGGAUGUUGAUCUGGCUGGGAGGAUCAGAGGUUGCGUUGUGGAUUCAGCUCCCGUUGCAGUCCCCGAUCCACAGGUUUUUGCUUCUGGCUUUUCUGCUGCUUUUUUGAAAAAGAAUAGUGUUGCAGCAAAGGGUUCCGUUAUUGAACCGAAGACGGAGGUAACAAUCGGAACCAGAACCUCGUUCGAGGUCAAACCAGGCAUGACUGAGGCAGCUCUGCUUUUACUUCUUGAGAAGGUCUUUGGAGUAGUUCUAAAUCAUCCUUCCAUAAACAGGAGGCUUUUGGAUGUGAUGAGCCUGCUAACGUCGGAACAACCAAGGUGUCCGCAGCUAUACAUCUACAGCUCGGCUGACAAGGUGAUCCCGGCAGGGUCUGUGGAGUCGUUUAUCGAGAAUCAACGGAGGAAUGGGCGUGAGGUUAGAGCGUGCAACUUCAUCUCGACGCCCCAUGUUGAUCAUUUCCGGAAUCAACCUCAACUAUAUUCUUCUCAGCUCACUCGAUUUAUGGAGGAUUGUGUGCUCACCACCUGCAAACCUUCUUCUUAAAUACACUUUUUCACUUGAUUCUUUCUUGCAUUUAAAAAUCAAAUCCAUACAUAUAACCAUGUUUUCUUCUUUGACAAUUGUACGUAUAAAUUUGUUGUUAUAGGAGACACUUUUAGCUUAA